Molecule: messenger RNA, 2487 nt
Organism: Acytostelium subglobosum LB1
Lineage: Eukaryota; Evosea; Eumycetozoa; Acytosteliales; Acytosteliaceae
Exons: 4
Coding region: 1-2487 (828 amino acids)
Biological process (GO): protein phosphorylation; small GTPase-mediated signal transduction
Molecular function (GO): protein kinase activity; ATP binding; guanyl-nucleotide exchange factor activity
Source: RefSeq, a predicted model, not a curated record
AUGGCAGAUGUAUCAGAUCCAGGUUUACCAACUCAAGCCAUUUGGGACAUACCAUUUGAGAACUUGGAGUUCAAGGAGAGGAUUGGAAAGGGUUCAUUCGGAUCAGUGUUCAAAGGCAACUAUCUAGGUCUCGACGUGGCCAUCAAGAAGAUCGAAAAGGCCGAUGACCCAGAGUAUCUGAAAUACAUCGAUAGAGAGGUGUCAAUGCUUCAGAGUUUGAGACAUCCAUUCAUUGUACAGUUCUCUGGAAUAUGUGUACAUUCGUCUGGUCUUUACAUUAUAACAGAGUUUGUCUCGGGUGGAGAUGUUAGACAACUGCUCAAACAAACACCACCCAUCACAUGGGACAAGAGACUAUCAAUCGCCGUUGACUUGGCCAAGGUAUUAGUAUUCCUCCAUGCCAAGAAGAUCAUUCACAGGGACCUCAAGUCAAAGAACAUCUUGCUGGAUGAGUUCCAAAGGAUUAGACUGUGUGACUUUGGAUUCGCGAGAAUGAAUGAACAGACAAAGAAGUCGAGACAUAUGACAAUGUGUGGUACUGAGGGUUGGGUAGCACCAGAGAUUCUACUUGGAAUGAGUUAUGACACCUCUUGUGAUGUGUUCUCAUAUGGUGUCGUGUUGGCCGAGUUGAUCACUGGUCGAAAGCCCGGUGUGGACCUCUGGGUUCGCACACCAGAGACCUGUUUCGAUAUCAAUCCCGAAGAGCUAAGACAAAAGGCCUUACCAGGUUGUCCAACAAAACUCAUAGAGGUAUGCUUGGAAUGCUGUACAUAUGAACCAUUGUCACGUCCAACGUUUGAUGAGGUGUGCACCACGGUCAAGUCAGUUGUGAUUCCGCCAGAGAUUAAAUCACCUGAUGUCACUCCAAGCACGGCAACACCAAACAACAACAUUAGCGCACCAUCAUCACCACCCGUUGUAUCAGUCACAUCAACAACCAACAAUGCCAACAACAACAACAACAAUAACGCAACAAUCGCAGGCUCAUUGUCACCAACAUUGGUACAGUCAAGACGUGGUAACAACGCAUUGUCACAACAUAGGAAGUCGGGUGAGUUUGCCAACGCAGUACCAUCGGGCGCCAACGACCAACAGCAGAAGGAGCUCAAGUUCAAGGCGGGUGAGUCGGUGAUGAAUGGCUCAAACUGGCGUCACGGCGAGUUGAAGCCGCCCGGCUACUACACUCUCAAGCGCAAGAACGAUGGCGGCACGCAGACGGCCCUCACCAACCAUCUGAUCAAGAUGGUGGAGCGUGCUACCAGCGACUACUGCUACGACACGUCAUACAUCCAGGACCUGCUGCUGACGUACCGCUGCUUCGCCACGCCCACGCAGCUGUUUGACCUCCUGCAGCAGCGUUACCUGUCGUGCUCGCUCGAGAACCAUCAGCACCAGGUGGACAACUGGAAGCGCGUGCAUCGUGUGAUUCAACUGCGUGUGAUCAUCUUCUUCAAGCGAUGGAUCGACUACUAUCCACACGACUUCCAGGAGGAGCCCCUCGUGGACAAGCUCGCAGAGUUUGAUCGCAUCAUUGCCCAGAACAACUUGGCAUCACAGAGUCUCACCUCGACGCUGGCUGGCUCCGUCGCCGAGCUGGGCGAGCCCAAGCUAGUGGCCGAGCUGACCAAGAAGCGCAACGAACUCUCACAGUCGACACCAAUCCCAUCGAAUGCGCAGUUCCCCACAAGUGUCAUCCCGCCCCCACCAAGCGGCGAAUACUUGGACGUAGCCGAUGUCAACUCUACCGAGCUGGCGCGACAGUUCACAAUUAUCAGCGGCUUCAACUUCUACCAGAUCUCGGCACGCGAGUAUCUCGAGAUCAUCUGGGAGAAGAUAUCCCAGUCGCCAUCACCAUACGUCGGCAGCGAGAUGACGUCACAGCCCGGCGCCAACAUCCACACGUUCCUCGAGCACUACGACGACCUAGUGCGCUUCGUCUCGACUGAAGUCGUCAAGCACAACAACGCAAGCAAGCGUGCCACUACCAUUGAGCGAUUCAUCGAGGCCGCUGACAAGUGUCUGGCCCAGAGCGAUUUCUCAAGUGUAUUCUGCAUCAUGCAAGGACUGGCCAGUCCAGCGAUCGAGCGUCUCACCGAGACAUUCAAAGCGCUGAGCCCCAAGACACACGCAACAUUCGACCACCUCAAGACCUUUGUGUCCAAGGACAAUGAUCACAAGAAGUAUCGUGAGACUCUGAACGACGCGCAGGCACCCGCCAUCCCACACAUCAGACUGUUGUUGGACGAGUUGUUCUUCAUCGAGACGAGCAGUCCCAAGCUGUUGCAGGGAGGCAUCGUCAACUUCUUCCACUACCGACAACUGAGUCGCAAGAUCCUAUUCACUCAACAGCUUCUUGGCAGCGGACUCCACCAGUUCCGCGCCGUGCCCUCCAUCCAAAAGAUCCUUUCCAAGCCCCCACAAGAACUCUUUGAUGAUGAAGCAAUUAGACAUUACUCGCUGCUAUGUGAGCCACCAGUGUCAUUGUAA